Messenger RNA from Rosa chinensis, 516 nucleotides. RefSeq names its product SKP1-like protein 20. Gene Ontology annotation, cellular component: nucleus; cytoplasm. Gene Ontology annotation, molecular function: cullin family protein binding. The record is from RefSeq and is a predicted model, not a curated record. The coding region runs from base 1 to 516 and encodes 171 amino acids. The transcript has a single exon. Lineage: Eukaryota; Viridiplantae; Streptophyta; Magnoliopsida; Rosales; Rosaceae. Gene Ontology annotation, biological process: SCF-dependent proteasomal ubiquitin-dependent protein catabolic process.
AUGUCGACUUCCGACAACAGCAACUCGUCCAUCGUCCAAGACAGCCUCCCCACCGCCGCCGUCAAAGAAAUAAAGAGGUUGAUCUUUUUAAGGACCGCAGAGGAGAAGGUCUUUGAGUUGGAGGAAGACGUGGCAAUGGAGUCAGAUACUCUCAAGAAAGUCUUCCAGGAGAAUGAUGUUCCUCCCGAGACGAUUCUGUCCUUCCCCUACGUGCAGAGCUGGCAGAUGGAGAAGGUGAUCGAGUACUGCACCAAGAAACUAGAGCUCAAGAAAAAGGGUGCUGACGAUGGUGAGAAGGAAAUGAAGGCCUUCCAGGCCGAGUUCAUCCAGGACGUGAGUGCCACGAGAAUAGUGCAACUGCUUCACGUUGCGAAUCAAUUUGAAAUAGAGUAUUUUCUGAACUUUUUGUUUGAGUCCUUGGCUGAAAAGGCCAAGAACACAAGUGUGGAUACACUGUUCAGUGAUGUGAUAGAUGAUCCGCGCAGAGAUAAUUCAGUGCUGUUUGGAAAGUUUUGA